CUGAGCCUCUACUUUAGUCAAUCCUCUUUGCUUUCCACCAUGACAUUUUCCAGUCCAUGUUUUUUUUAACUAAAGGACAGAUUUUGAAUUAGUCACGUGCGACUGGUAUGAAAAACGAAUAAUGUCAGCAAAUUACAUAUCUUGUGCCUGCAACUGUCAGCUGUCCGUUGGCAUCCACCGAUUUUAGUGAAUGGACAGUGGAAGAGGCCGAAUAAAUUACUCUCAAGUGCUUUAGAUAAAACUAUGAUCAUCUGGGAGCCGAAUUCUGCUGGGAUCUGGAUGGAGACUGUUCGAUUAGGAAAAGUGGGAGGUAAUACUCUAGGUUUUUAUGGAGGAAACUUUAAUAAAGAUGGAUCGAGUGUGCUGGCUCAUGGAUAUCAAGGAACAUUCCACAUGUGGAGGUUUGAGGAGAAGUUGCAGAGGUGGACCCCAAGGGCUGCACCGAGUGGACAUUUUUCAGACGUCAGUGACUUGCACUGGGAUCCUGAGGGACGUUAUCUCAUCACAACGAGUUUGGAUCAAACCACAAGGGUUCACGUUCCUUGGAGAAUAUCUGGAGCAUCUGAAAUUUGGCAUGAAAUAGCUAGACCUCAAAUUCAUGGAUAUGAUAUCAAUUGUCUAUCAGUUUUAUCACCUCGGAUGUUUGCAUCAGGGGCAGAAGAGAAAGUUGUAAGAGUUUUCGAGGCUCCUGAGUAUUUCCAGAAAUGUUUAAAUGAGUUAGAGUGGAGAAAUCCUAGAAGUGCAGGGGAUCGAGCGUCAGUUCCUGCAUUGGGGCUAACUAAUAAGGCAAUUGAUGGACAAGUCAUCGAUGAUGAGGUCGAUGAUGAUGAUUUCAGAGGGGAGAGACUGCCCACUGAGGAGGAGAUUGUUAGGUACACCCUCUGGCCCGAAUUGGAGAAAUUGUACGGUCAUGGUUAUGAGAUUUUUGCAAUGGCAGCGAGACACGAUGGAAAAAUACUUGCAACUUCUUGCAAAUCAGCCAACGCAGAACAUUCUAGCAUCAUCCUCUGGAGUACAAAGACCUGGGGACAAGUUCAGAAACUUUCUGCGCACAGGUUGACAGUGACUCAGAUGGAAUUCUCCCCGAAUGAUGAAUUUCUCGUUUCCGUGUCGAGAGACAGGAGAUGGGCUUUUUAUAAAUCUCUUCAAAAUGCGGAUGACGAAGGUCCGAGUUACGAAUUGCUUGUAGUCAGUCCUGCUGUCAAUGCUCUUCAUACGAGAAUAAUUUGGUGUUGCUGUUGGAGUCCUGAUUCAAAAUAUUUUGCUACUGGUUCGAGAGAGGGUAAAAUUGGAGUUUGGUGUGUUGAGAAUAUUUUAAAUGGGGAAAAUCCUCAACCUGUGGGGAGUUUGGACCUUCAGGGAAGUUCAGUUACCGCCCUUACAUUCCAUCGAGUAAUUUUAGAGGGAAAUAAUUAUGUCCUGGCUAUUGGGGUCGAGGAGGGCAGAAUUGCUGUAAAAGUAAUCAAUUUCGAGAACGGUGAAGCAAAAUUUGUGAACUGCUUGGAACUCGAUACUUCUGCUGCGCAUCAUAAAACUGUUAAAAGAUUAUCGUUUAGACCUAAAGGUAAAGAGGGAAUGGUGCAGUUGGCGAGCUGCAGCUCUGAUCGUGCUGUGAAAAUUUAUGAUUUUGAGAUUUCAAAAAUUCUGGGAGAGAAAGAUGAAUAAAGAUUUUUUGUAAA
Fopius arisanus is the source of this 1679-nucleotide messenger RNA. RefSeq names its product elongator complex protein 2 (gene Elp2). Lineage: Eukaryota; Metazoa; Arthropoda; Insecta; Hymenoptera; Braconidae. Gene Ontology annotation, biological process: tRNA wobble uridine modification. Gene Ontology annotation, molecular function: protein binding. The record is from RefSeq and is a predicted model, not a curated record. Gene Ontology annotation, cellular component: elongator holoenzyme complex.